Pseudozyma flocculosa PF-1 is the source of this 1350-nucleotide messenger RNA. RefSeq lists its product as uncharacterized. The transcript has a single exon. The record is from RefSeq and is a predicted model, not a curated record. The coding region runs from base 1 to 1350 and encodes 449 amino acids. NCBI's taxonomy places the organism in Eukaryota, Fungi, Basidiomycota, Ustilaginomycetes, Ustilaginales, Ustilaginaceae.
AUGCCUCUGCCGAACGAGCGAAAGGCGAGCGGCGUGAGCUCCCUCAUCCAGCUCUUCAAGGAAAAGGAGCGCCAGGAGCAGAACGACGCACAAAAGCUCAAGCCUCGCUCCAGCCUCGAUCCUCCGCCGAUCAGGAGCGCCAGACCCGUCUCGCCAGCCUUCGCCCUGCCAUAUGGCGUCGCUCCCGAGGUAGCGGCGCCAACAGAGCGAGUAGAUGCUGCGGGACCCGCCAGUAGUGACGUGACCAAGCCACCCUCGGAAGCUGAAGCCGUCUCUGCGGCGAGCCAAAAAGUCGUGGAGGCCAAAGACGCCAGGACGGAAGCCAGAGCUGAGCAAAGCGCGGACGACGGGAGCAGCCCCGUCCCGCCGAAUGGGCCUGCUACCUCGCUCACCGAAGGCGUCGAAGGUGAGCCAGGCCCCCCGUCCACUGCCUCGCGAGAGACUGCAACGGCCGAGGAGCCGACCGAGCUCAAGCUCGAAACAGGACAUGCACGCGAGCAGGAAAAGUCUGCUGGCAGCGGCAUACAGGCAGCCAAGCCGACCAACUCGACCAAGCCUGAGGCUACGGAUCUUGCGGGCAGAGCCGCCAAGCAGCCGCCGGAGGCCAAGACACCUUCCCGUCGUGGCGGCUUCAUGGCUCCCACUGCCAGCUCAGCAGCUCGAGCAGCGAGCAACACCCCGGCCCGCAAGUCGUCCGACUCGCCGAGGAAGGCCCCCACACCGUCCAGCAAGGCAAGGAUAUCCACGGAUCGCACUGCGAGCCCGGCAACGUCACCGCUGGCCGCAAAAGCCAGCCUGGAUCGGAGACAGCAAGCCGUCGUGUCCCCGAGCCCCAGCAGAGCCAAGGUCACGAAGUCGAUGGUGUCCAAACCGGCCGCGGCUGGCGACAGGUCAAGGAAGCAAAGUUUGGCAGGCUCCGGUCCUCGUCAGGCCCCGCCUGCUCCUCGGCGAUCCCAGGAUCAUCACCGGACGGAAGAGGCACCUAUAGCCAGGAUCACCCUGGCCAGCAAGGCGAUUUCCACCGUAGCUACGGAGCCGUCCGACGACGCGAGCGGCCGCGCGGACAAUACAGUGCGGCCCGUUGGCCGCAAUGGAGCGAGUCCCACGACGGACGACCCUCGUCGGGCGGCUGAAGUUGAACCGAGCGAGUCUGGACGUAGCGGGAUGACUUUUGGAGAGGAGGACUCGACGAGCAUCGGCACCAGAGACGAGAUGGCCAGCUCCCGCGCCACCAGUGCCUCGGGCGAGAGCGAGCAUGGACGAGGCGAGAAGCCCGACGACGGCCCGAUGACUGCCAAGCUGUCGCAGGAUGGGUUCCAGCUGCCGGGCGAGGCCACGGCAGUCAUAUGA